AUGGGAAAGUACUGCUACUGUACCCUGGUCAUAGCUGCUGAUGGAGAAAGAAACGCAUCAAAAGCCCUGCGCGAAGCUAGUCUCAUGCUCAACGAUAAACCGGUCGCACUCCAACUACGAUACCUCCAGACACUAUCCAGCAUUGCUGCGGAGCACAAUUCCACCAUCAUCUUCCCGCUGCCUAUCGAUAUGACAACCAGCUUCCUUACGAGCACGCCCGCUCCAGGUUCCUCACUCAGCGUCUAA
Messenger RNA from Dibothriocephalus latus, 246 nucleotides. The record is from the annotation of a GenBank genome assembly. NCBI's taxonomy places the organism in Eukaryota, Metazoa, Platyhelminthes, Cestoda, Diphyllobothriidea, Diphyllobothriidae.